Bursaphelenchus xylophilus (pine wood nematode) is the source of this 2284-nucleotide messenger RNA. Lineage: Eukaryota; Metazoa; Nematoda; Chromadorea; Rhabditida; Aphelenchoididae. The record is from the annotation of a GenBank genome assembly.
AUGUUUUACUCACUGAAUAUACUCAAGAGAAAGAAUGCGCAAUUUUAUCUCAUCUGGUAAGAUAAAGUCGGAAAAAUGUUAUGUAAUCUUGCAGGAAAUUGGCGCACAAUGGUAAUGUAAGCAAAAAGGAAGUGGAAAAUGUGGAUAUCGAGAAGUACUGGUCAGUUUUGAACAUCGUGGAUAAUAUAAAAGUUCCAAGAGUAAUAUAAUUUGUGUUUUAGUCAGGAUCUGAGAAGCUACAUUCCGACGGGAAGCUCCAAAGAUGUUCGCAAUGAAGUGAAAACGAAGAUGUCUCUCUAUCUUUUGUCCAUUUUAUACUAUGGAAUUGUAGUUACCCAUCACAAGAAGGUCGAGGCUUUUCUCAGCAAACUGGAGCAUUUUUUGGAUUCGCUGAAGCCGCAGAUUGUUGUACAGAUCAAGAAGCAAGUCCUGGUUGUUUAAUGGUUUUAUUGAACAAUUUUAGACGUCCUCCGCUUCUUGAGGAACAAGAGGAAACUCGGCCAAAGAAGCGUCGCAGACAUCUGCAGAUGCUCGAAUUUGAAGGCGAUCCUUUGUCGAUUCUCACUCAUGAUGAAUAUCGGGAACUCAAUCGACAGGUAACUUUUAUUUCCAAUUAUUUAUUUUAUUUUAGAUUACUCUUCCCGAUGACAUUCAUGAUCGACCUCUGGAUGCCGAAGAGUUUAUGCAAGAGUUGAUGUAAGUGCACCUUUAGUCUAGUCACUUUCUUUUUUUAGACGCGACAUGUAUCAAGAUCCUCAACAAAAUUUGGAUUCUUUGCUUCCUGAAGUUCCUCCGUUUGUCCAAGAGGAAAUUAUUCAAGAACAUGAAAUGCAGUUUCCUCAGGAAAGGGAGAGAAGUUACGAUGGCGAAGUGAAGUAAGCAUUUCCUUAUUGUUCCUUAUUUUUUAGGUAUAAUUCUUUGAUGGACUUUGAAAUGCCGACCUAUCAAGAAGCUCGUGAUUGGAAUAAUUUUUUGGACACUGUGAAUCAGGUUGGUGUCUUGUAUUCCUCCUAUUAAUCAAUGAGUUCGUUCAGCCAUCACUUUUCGAAUUAGAUGCAGGUCCGUUGCGCACGGAGAACUCGGUUGAUAUCUCCAUCGAUGGGAAUUACGAGUUUUUGGAGUCGAGUAAUCGAAUUGUUUUGCCUCAAAUCGAGACGGCUCCACGAAAUACGACUGGUCGAAGAAAUCCACCAGCCCGCAGACCCAGAAGACAUGCCAGAAUUAUUUAUGACGAGAAAACUUCCCUGGACGACGUAGGAUCUUAUUUUAGGUAUCUAUUGUUUGAAUUUUUAGGACGAGAUCGCCAAUGGACUUCAAGACUUUUUUGAUUGCAUUGAACCUUUGAAAAGACCCUCAAAGGCUGUCAAAAGUGGCGUUCCUCGGCUUUUCCAAAUGACCAGCAAUCUUCCGGAAUGUAAGUUUUAUAUAGUUUAUUUUAUAAAAAUUUUAGAUGUUCUCGACAAAUAUGAAGAGGUUUUGGAUCGCGCUGAACUUGGAGAGCUUCGUCAACUGCUGAAUGAUAUUUCACGGCUUUCAACUCCCGUUAAUGGAAGACUAUCUCCAAAAGAAGAGCGAAAUAUCCCAGAAGAGCCGAUCCCUGAAGUCCAGCAUGAAAUGGGAAUGCAAUUUCCAGCAGAAGAACAAGUACAUCCAUAUGAAAAUGUUGAGAACGUUCCACCUCAAGAUGAGCUUCAAAUUCAAAUGGAAAACCUUGAUGAAAUUGAAGAGCGCCGUCGAUCUUCAAUCGGCCCGUCGUUUUAUCAUCGCUCAAGUGAAUUAGAACAACCUCAGUUGGAUGUAAUUGAUGAGUCCAGAUUGAAUGAUGAGAAUAUUCCUCCUGGACAUCCAGCAAUUGUUCAAGGAGAGAAGACUCUGACUCGUCAGCAAACCAUUUUUGAGUCUCCUACUCAAGAAAGAGCUCGCGAAGAACGCAACAUCCACCUCAAUUCGCCAUCGGAGACUAGAUUUGAUCUCCAUCGGUAAGAUUUUUAAAAUUUGCCCAAAGAAUGUACCUUUUUUAUGGAAAAUGAUAUUAUUUUCAGUCGAAUUUAUGAAAAGGCCCAUUCCCAACCAGUUGUUCAUCUCGACGAAGUGUUCACUGACCCUCAAUCCACCCGUGAAAAGGCCAGGGAUUUUUCUAAUUUGUUAUGUAAGUCAUUUUUAUCUGUAAUAUUGGAAUUUUUUAAUCUUAGGGCUUUUGAAAGAGCAGAAACUUGAAUCCGAACAAGAUGAGCCCUACGGUCGAAUCAAAUUGAUGUCCGUUAAAGAGCCGGAGGCAGUCUAA